Molecule: messenger RNA, 831 nt
Organism: Neltuma alba
Lineage: Eukaryota; Viridiplantae; Streptophyta; Magnoliopsida; Fabales; Fabaceae
Product: 60S ribosome subunit biogenesis protein NIP7 homolog
Exons: 2
Coding region: 9-548 (179 amino acids)
Biological process (GO): ribosome assembly
Cellular component (GO): nucleus
Molecular function (GO): RNA binding
Source: RefSeq, a predicted model, not a curated record
AGGCGGAGAUGAGACCGCUGGACGAGGCUGAGACAACUGCAGUGUUCGAAAAGCUCUUCAAAUUCGUCGGAAACAACCUCAAGAACAUCGUUGAAAAUCCCUCCCAUGAAGGUCCCGAUUCCAACCCUGGCCGCUAUUGCUUCCGCCUCAACAAGAACAAAAUCUACUACGUCAGCGAAUCCCUCGUCAAGCGGGCGACCAAUAUAGCCCGACCCAACCUCGUUUCUCUCGGCACUUGCAUCGGCAAAUACACUCACGGAGGUAAUUUUCAUCUCACAGUUCAGGCUCUGAACUUGUUGGCUGCUAAUGCUAAGCACAAGGUCUGGCUCAAACCCCAGUCUGAGAUGUCUUUCUUGUACGGGAAUCAUGUUUUGAAGAGUGCUUUGGGAAGGAUCACAGAGAGCAUUUCGCCUGGUGAUGGGGUUGUGGUGUUUUCCAUGUCUGAUGUGCCGUUGGGUUUUGGUGUGGCUGCUAAGUCCACGCAGGAUUGCAGGAAAUUGGACCCUAAUGGUAUUGUGGUGCUUCACCAGGCCGAUAUUGGAUCUUGAGAACAGUCAGAUUAUUGCUGGGAGCAGUUCUGCCUCUCAGCUACUCAUCCCUCGGCCUUUCAAUUAUCUUCCCUAUUGAUCAUCCUUCAUGCUCAAAGUUCUCUCACUAUUGGAGUUCGGCUUAGACAAUUGCAAGAGACUGUCUGAAUUUUUUUGACAGGCAACAAGCAUAUAUAUCUUCCCUCACUAAACCCGGCGAGGAAGCUCAGCAAAAUUUGAAGAAAAUGUUAUUCUUAAGAAUAUGAUCUAUGGUUUGUCCUCUGGAAUAGCAAAAUUUCAAUUG